CACGUGUUUAAGCUUUCAUUGAUCUGAAUCAUUAAAGAUUCAUACUUCUGAGUAGUGUGUACGCAAUGAAUAUUGCUGUAACUAGUAAAUUUCUGCGAUUUAUUCGCACAAAUGUUUCAAAGUAUCAAAAAGUAACAUUGUUUAGCACGAAACCCGAACAUCCUUCGAUACCUGUAAAUCAAUUAAAAGAAAUAUUCAGUGCUACUGAACAAAAUGAAACUGGAGCAAUGUAUGAUAAGAAACCUUUCAAGAUACGUUGUGAAGCUGGAAAAAUCUAUCAUUGGUGUACAUGUGGGCAAAGUAAAAGACAACCUUUUUGUGAUGGUACUCAUAAAAACAUAUUUUUAAAAAUUAAAUUACGGCCUGUUCGAUUUACUGUAACAGAGACUAAAGAUUACUGGCUAUGUAAUUGUAAACAAACAUUGAAUAGACCUUUUUGUGAUGGAACUCACAAAAGACAAGAUAUCCAAGAAUUAAAACGUUAAGCUCACAUAGAUCUAUAUAAGUGUUGUCUUGUAUUUAUUAUUAUGUUACUCAUAAAUAAAACAAGAUCUUUCUUUUAUUAUUA
Messenger RNA from Vespula pensylvanica (western yellowjacket), 568 nucleotides. Its product is annotated as CDGSH iron-sulfur domain-containing protein 3, mitochondrial. Gene Ontology annotation, molecular function: 2 iron, 2 sulfur cluster binding. The transcript has 2 exons. The record is from RefSeq and is a predicted model, not a curated record. NCBI's taxonomy places the organism in Eukaryota, Metazoa, Arthropoda, Insecta, Hymenoptera, Vespidae. Gene Ontology annotation, cellular component: intracellular membrane-bounded organelle. Bases 66 to 485 code for a protein of 139 amino acids.